CUCCCACUGCAGUAUAUUCUCCGCACCGUGUCCUCCCCUCUAUAAAGUGUCGGCAUUAAUACGUCGUAUAAACUGCGGUUCAGAGGUUGUGAGAAGUUCUGUAUUUUAACAUAUUGUCAUGCCAAUUCGCGCUACAUAUUCAACUUACAGUUUACAGUUGGUUUCGACCUCUCAUAGUUAAAGCUAGGUUAACACCGGAAUUGAAGCGUGAACGGAUCUAAUUGGAGCUCGAUUCGAACUAAAAAGAUAAAUAAAACAUUGAAUACACUGCAUUAAGAUGUUAAAGUAUGUUUUAACAUCAAGUGUAGAUCAUUCGUAACUAUUCAUAUCAGUAUCCAGCCCAACGGUACUUGAAAACGUAUGUGAUUAAAAACCUAACAAAUGGCAACAGUUAAAGCUAAACACACUCUACAUAGUGGGAUAUUUCACCCAUUAUUGCGACAAUGGCAAUCACAGAACGUCGAAAUUACAGCGAAGAAUCUGAUGUAUCCGAUUUUUAUAUUGGAUGAACCCAAUGCUAAGGAGCUGAUUCCAAGUAUGCCUGGAGUAUAUCGGUAUGGAAUUAAUGUUUUAAAAGAAAUAUUAGAGCCGUUGAUAGCAAAGGGGUUGCAAUCGGUUCUGUUGUUCGGUGUUCCAAGUCACUUGAUCAAGGACAAAACUGGUUCCAAUGCAGAUAGUAGUGAAAAUCCAGUUAUACAAGCAAUACCAGUACUUCGAAAGUGGUUUCCUAACUUGUUAAUCACUUGUGAUGUUUGCCUAUGUGCUUAUACUGAACACGGGCAUUGUGGAAUACUACACUCUGACGGUCGCAUCAACAACGAAGCUUCCAUCCAACGUAUUAGCAAGAUUGCUGUCAAAUAUGGUCAGGCUGGAGCACAUGUCGUGGCACCUUCGGACAUGAUGGAUGGUCGGAUUGGAGCAAUAAAGAAAGCUUUAGCCGCUGCUGAUUUACCAAAUAAAGUUACAGUUUUAUCCUACGCCGUCAAAUUUGCAUCAGGUUUUUACGGGCCCUUCAGAGAUGCCUCAAAGUCUGCUCCGCAAUUUGGGGACAGAAAAUGCUACCAGCUACCGCCAGGUAGUAAUGGGCUUGCAGCAAGAGCAGCUGCUAGAGAUGUAGCAGAAGGCGCUGAUAUGCUCAUGGUGAAGCCAGGUUUAGCUUAUUUGGAUGUAGUUCGGAAAAUUAAAGAUGCGCAUCCCGAGUACCCACUUUUUGUUUACCAAGUGUCUGGUGAAUAUGCAAUGCUUUACCAUGGAGCUCAGAGUGGAGCACUUGAUUUGGAAAGUGUACUGUAUGAAGUAUUGACAGCGAUGCGAAGAGCCGGUGCUGAUUGUAUUAUCACUUACUUUGUGCCACUGAUUUUGGAUAUGUUAAAACCAAAAAGCAAAUAUUAGUUCUUGUUAGUGAAAUUCUGUUUAUUCAUACGAUGUGGCAGUAAUUUUGUUAGGAUUGAAUAAAUACCAAAAUACGAACUGUUAAUUUUUAUCAACAGUUGGUGAGUUUGAAUGCAAGAAGCAUUUGAAUUCGAUUCUGUACCAGCUGUAGCAAGGUUGCGUUUCUAAGCUGAUAGUAUUGACUGAGAAUUGCAUAAUACAGCCAGACAUGCAUUAGGAAUGACCAAAAAUAA
Messenger RNA from Neodiprion virginianus, 1625 nucleotides. RefSeq names its product delta-aminolevulinic acid dehydratase (gene Pbgs). Gene Ontology annotation, molecular function: zinc ion binding; porphobilinogen synthase activity. Gene Ontology annotation, biological process: heme biosynthetic process. Lineage: Eukaryota; Metazoa; Arthropoda; Insecta; Hymenoptera; Diprionidae. Bases 382 to 1392 code for a protein of 336 amino acids. The transcript has 5 exons. The record is from RefSeq and is a predicted model, not a curated record. Gene Ontology annotation, cellular component: cytosol.